CCAUAACUUUCUAGUACUGAAAGUUGGCACAAAUACGCAAUACAGAGUAAAUAUUGGCAUUAAACUUUGAGCACUCGGCUCUUAGCUGUUACAUAUACGAUAUACAUAUAUCUACACAGAUCCUUGACUAAUUGCCCCAGACGCAGCGAAACGAUUCGAUUUGCCUGAAAACUUUCAAGUCUUGGGCGAAAGUUUUGCCUGGCAGACACAUUCACACACUCCCCCAUGCCGGGUCUGCAAAUAACUUUAAGGCUGUGGCAGCCACUGUUGCUGCUCCUUCUGCUGGGAUGUGCCGCCUAUGCUGCCCCUCAGAUCCAGUUCAUAUCCAGGACUCGUGCGGCAGCCUGCGGGGAGAACGAGGAGAUCUCCUGCCUGCCCUGCCAGCAGCCCAGCUGCACAGUGCCCAACUAUGAUACGGACUGCUCCAAGGACGUUAUCUGCCAGCUGGGAUGCGGCUGCAAGUCUGGAUAUGUGCGGCACGAUCACACAGAUCGCUGUGUGUCCAUCUACGAAUGCAAGAACUUUAAGUGGAUCUCACAAGACCCCAUCAGGGCAAGGCGACUCGUGGCUCUGAAGCGUAAACUUCGUGUCGGCAGCUGGGGACGGGGCCGACCCCUCCGCCAGUUUCCUGAAUAUAGAAAACUGUGAAAUUGUA
Molecule: messenger RNA, 655 nt
Organism: Drosophila pseudoobscura
Lineage: Eukaryota; Metazoa; Arthropoda; Insecta; Diptera; Drosophilidae
Exons: 1
Coding region: 226-648 (140 amino acids)
Source: RefSeq, a predicted model, not a curated record